AUGCAUGCAUCGAGAAAUUCCUUAAAACUUUAAGAGAAGGAAUGUCGCAAUUUGGUUUUAAUACCAUAAUUAUUUUACAUCAUAAUUUUUUUUCUAAUUCAUUAUUUUCUUAAAUUAAAAAUAAAAGUGCAAUACAUAAAUGCAAGGUACCUAAAAUAUAAAUAAAUUUGCUAAGAUACUGUCCUAUUUUUAGUUUUACUCAAUCUAUGAAAGCCUACUUUUUAAAGAAGCCUAAGCUGUCAUAUUUUGCUCCUCUAAUGUGUUAUACUCUUCGUUAAUUUUAGGAAUCAAUCCAUAGCUAAAUAUAUCAUCAGCAGUUAUUUAUUGUUAUCUCGGUAUAAUUAAUUUAUUUUCCUGAAUAAAGCCAUCCUAAUUUCAUUAAAUGAUGUUGCUUUUAGAUGA
Molecule: messenger RNA, 402 nt
Organism: Paramecium octaurelia
Lineage: Eukaryota; Ciliophora; Oligohymenophorea; Peniculida; Parameciidae
Source: the annotation of a GenBank genome assembly